Molecule: messenger RNA, 9317 nt
Organism: Gigantopelta aegis
Lineage: Eukaryota; Metazoa; Mollusca; Gastropoda; Neomphalida; Peltospiridae
Product: transmembrane protein 272-like
Exons: 6
Coding region: 680-1372 (230 amino acids)
Source: RefSeq, a predicted model, not a curated record
UUUAAUAUAAUUACACACAAACGCCACAAGACAUUAAAAAAACUAAUGCUUAGGGAAUAGCCCGUUUAGGCGAGGACACACGGGGUGCAGGUCCCACGCUAUUUGAAAGUGUGUGUGUCGGGGGUGGGGGGUGGCGAGAUUCAGGACCCUAUCUGUUGCAAAGAUUUCAAGGGCAUUAUCUGAUUAUGCUUACCUGAGACAAUUUCAGGGAUUCAAAUACUAUAGGCCUAGGCUACAGCAUUUCCUGCAUUCUGGACACAAUAAUAGUUAAAAAGGAAGGAGGCACCACUGCCCCAAUCCCCCCCCCCCCAUCCCCGUACCGCGAACCUUGACUUGAAAGCCCGGGGCUUGAGGUACCGAUUUAUAUAGGGUGCCCGGGGGUGUCACUAUGUGGUAGGGUCAAUACUGAUAGGCUAGCUCGAGGACGCUGGAGCUAGUUCCCACGGACAUAUAAAAAAGAAAAUUCGCAUGAAGCGAGGGAAGGAGCGGUCGACAUCGAAGCAACCCCCACUUAACAGCUUUUGAGUUUGAAGAAACUAUGGUGAUGAAUGAACUCUGACCCGGAAAUGUAAACUGAAGCUCAGCCUCAGGACCGAUAACUCACUUGUUUUUGCCAACAACGAAAACAAUCCAGGAAAUUAUAAUCAUUUUUAAUAGUUUUAAACAAAAUAUAAUCCAAAUGGCGAGUAAUGCGGAAAAGGGAUACCAGCAGGACGAUGUUCCUCCUCCGUAUUCCCAAGAUGUCCAUAGCAGUGAUGUGCCUUUACCUUCCUACAACCAGUCAGUGAUAAACACAGCUGACCCCCCGCCUUCUUAUGACUCUCUGUUCGGACGGGUCAAGCAGGUGCGAGGAGAAUCCAGCAGCAAUGUUGACUUCAUGAAGAAAUUUAUUUUCCUUCUUCUCGGAACAGUUGGCUGCACAAUAUGUAUUGGAUUGGUAAUGGCUAUUCCUGUGUCUAUGAUUGUCAUGGGUGCUGUCUACCUGCAUGAUUGUCCAGCAGAACGCUACAUCCCAAUCUACCUGGUUGUGAUGGGCUGUUUCGGGGUCUUCAAGAAUCUGCUCAGCCUGGGUCAGCGCGCCAAGAAUAGGAAUGAAGAAACGAACGAAGAAGAAGGAGGAGGAGGAAAGAAAAAAACCUGUUUGGAAUCUGUCCUGGGCGCUUUCAUGUUUGCUUGGUUCAUUGCUGGAAAUGUGUGGAUCUAUCGUCUGUAUGGAGACUACGAUGGUUUCGACAUCACCAAGAGCAACUACUGCUACAACACCCUGUACUUGUACGCCUUCUGGAUGACGACUGCCACCUACAUCCUCAUACUGACUGUGUGCUGCUGCACCUGUUUCGGGACUCUCCUUGCCUCCUGUCUCAAGCCAUAAUGGGUUACAGCAAACACUUUCAGCUAACGGUGUUUGUUUUCAAGUUCCGAGCUAACCGUAAACACAAAUAUGGUUUCUGCAGUCUGUUUUACCUACUGUAUACAACCGUGUCCGGUGUAUCGGCGCGUCCGGUGAUUCGGCGCACUUGGUAUUUUGCUUAAGUAAGCUUAGGAAGUUGUCAUGUUGUCGGGGUUUUUAACGUAUUAAAGUUCACUUCCUUUUUCAGUGAUUAAUCAAGUAUCAACAUUUAUUGUUACGGGUUUAAUAAAAAAAAUUUUUAUAAUUAUCAAUAAUUAUAUCAUAAUUUCAAAAUAAAUCAUUCACCUGUUUUCAUGUCUAUAAACGCGAACUAGGUCAGCCUUAUUGAUAUUAAGAAUGUUAAAACCAGUCUAAAAAUACCUUUCCCACAUUUUUAAAAUUAUAGUAAACUAAUUAUUUUUGUUCGAUUAUUUUUAUUUAAACUGAAAAGGAAAACACAGACAAAUGCAAACAAAAUGAAACUUUUACACCUUAAUUGAUAGUCAUUCCAAUUCACAAUUAUCACAUUGUUAUAAAAAAUAAAAGCGAAAUAAGAUCCACGUGUGUGCACAAUCUACCCGAGAAAAAUAAAAUCCAUGUAGGCAUCUUAAAUAGGAUAAUAGCCAUGCAUGACAAUGAACAUGUAUGCAUCUCAAGAACAGACUCAAGAAAACGAGUCCGAAAUUGAUCAUGAGAUGGGUCACUGUGAUCGUUCAUUUUCAUAGUAAUAUUUUUAACAAGACAAAACAAAAAAGUACUAAAAUAAUUCUGGGACAACAGUGUAGCGUUUAUGGGCUAAAAGUGAGGUCAUGGGCGGUCUAUAAAUAGCAGGGUCAACGAUCCACACCUGCGCCGAAUCACCGGACAUGCAAAUCGUUUUGGAUACAAGGGGGUGCCUAUAUUUAUGCACCAUUUUAAAAUGUUUAUUUACUACAGACAUAAAACAAUUUGUAGUGUAUUUCAGAUUAUGCACAGCUUCAUUGGUGAGAGACACAUUUUAUUAAGUAUUUCACAGUGUUCACAUAGAAAAUGGUCCUUGAAAGCUUAGGUGCGCCGAUACACCGGACAGCACUGUACCUGUAAUUCCUGAUCUAUUUUACCUACUGUAUACCUGUAAUUCCUGAUCUAUUUUACCUACUGUAUACCUGUAAUUCCUUAUCUGUUUUACCUACUGUAUACCUGUAAUUCCUUAUGUUUUACCUACUGUAUACCUGUAAUUCCAUAUCUAUUUUACCUACUGUGUACCUGUAAUUCCUGAUCUAUUUUACCUACUGUAUACCUGUAAUUCCUGAUUUAUUUUACCUACUGUACCUGUAAUUCCUGAUCUAUUUUACCUACUGUGUACCUGUAAUUCCUGAUCUAUUUUACCUACUGUACCUGUAAUUCCUGAUCUAUUUUACCUACUGUAUACCUGUAAUUCCUGAUCUAUUUUACCUACUGUUUACCUGUAAUUCCUGAUCUAUUUUACCUACUGUGUACCUGUAAUUCCUGAUCUAUUUUACCUACUGUGUACCUGUAAUUCCUUAUCUAUUUUACCUACUGUGUACAUGUAAUUCCUGAUAAUUAGUCAAAAGAAUUUAUUUCUACUUUUGCUUUAACAUAAGCACUGCAGAGCAUCUUACAAAAUGCCUACCCUAAACGUUCCAAACUUUAUUAAAAGACCAUUAUUAUUUAUAUUUAUAUGUCAUUCUGAAUUAUUUUCAGUACGUACACUACACAGCUGUAGACUGAGAAAAUACUCAAGGGAGGUAACUCAGUCUUUCCCCCCCCCCCCCCCCCCCCCCCCCCCUUUUAGCCACAAAUGGAGGAUUUUUUAAUUUUAGAUUAUAGCUAUUAUUGGAUAUAAAAACAUAUGUAAUGUCCUCUCUGGAUAUUUGACUUCUACGUGGCCAAAAAAUAGUUUUGUCUGGUUUUCACUUUCCUUCAUUACAGAGCUAACCUUUCAGUUUGAGCUUGUACUUUUUAUGUGAAACCUCUCUUAAAAUUUGUAUUAAAUAUUUGAUGCAGAAUAUUUUAGUAGGUUAAAAAUACCUUUUGCCUUUCUAUGCUGUAUAAUAUGAAAAGAAUACUCUGAAAAAUAACCAGUGGACCUAUACUUCAGUAGUAACUUGGGCUGCAGCAAGCCAGAUUUUGUUUAAGGAAUGGUGAAGCAAUAUUAAGGUAACAUAUCGCCUCAUUCUUACUAUAGAAACCAGCAUUAAUAGUCCCGUCUGUGGGCUGAUGACUUUUUCUGUACUCUUUACUUUAAUGACAUUCUUUUUUCUUGCUUGGGAGUCUUUUCUUUUUUUUCUGUUUUUUUUUCUUCUGUUUUUUGGACAUCCAUCAUUAUUUGAGAUGUGAUCUAGGUCAGUUAGUUAACGUUGAUCAUUGAAUCAAAUUCCCUCAGUCAACUCAUUCUCUGACUGGGGUUUUUCUAGUCCCAACCAGUGCUCCGUCACUGGUAUAUCAAAGGCUGUGGUAUGUACUGUCCUGUCUGUGGGAAAGUGUAUAAAAAUUAUCCCUUUCUGCCAAUAGAAAAAUGUAAUGAGUUUCCUCUAAGGCUGUAUAUUAAAAUAACCGAAAUUUGACAUCCAAUAACCGAUGAUUAAAUCAGUGUGCUCUAAUGGUGUCGUUAAACAAAACAAACUUUAAUUUUCAUCAUUAUUUGGUUUAUUGAUAUUACCACUCUCAUUGUUUAAUCUGCACGAAUGAAUUAAUAGCAUUGUGAGAUAUGUUUUAAAAGGUGUAGCUAAAGUCACUUUUUAUAUUUCAUAGCCAAAUAAAGUUAGUUUUGUUUAACGACACCACUAGAGCACAUUGAUUUAUUAAUUAUUGGUUAUUUGUCAAACAUUUGUCAAGUUUUCAUAGGCAAAUAAAGCCUCAUAAAUCAUGUUAGUUUUUUUAUUCCUCUUUGGGUGAAAGAAUCUACCAUAGUAAAUUCAUCUUCAGUACUCAUUACUGAGCUUCCAACUCAGCUUGUUGAUUCGUAUCAUCUGACUCUUUAAUAUAAGGACAUCACUUGUUCUGUCUGGACUUCGAAGACAGCACGUGACACAUUUUCUAUGAUUAUUAUUGUUGUUUAUUUUUUUAUUGUUGUUUAUUAGUCUGAUUUAAUCCUUUGACUAAGUGUGAAAGAUACACCAGACACUCAAUUGCUGAUUAAACAAUGUGCUGAGGUGUCUUUUAACAUUUCUUUCUUCAGACAUGGGCUCAAAACUAAGUUUGUUUAUUGAACAAUUGUGCCUUCUGCCUUUUUGUAUUUUUCGAAUAAGAUAUUUUUUUUAGGUAAAAAAACAAAGAAGUGAAGAUUAUACUCAAGUAGAUGUCAUGUAAAAAAAUCAUCCUUAUAAAAAUGUAUGUUUUUCGUCACUUCUAAACUAUCUUGAAUGAGGAGUACACUCUUUGUUUCCACUUUGAUAUGUUUCUUUUUUGUGGUGUGUUUUUAUUUUAAAUGAGCUUAAAAUACUUUUAUCUAAACUAUUACAGAGCAUAAUAUUUCAAGAGAACCGUUGUUCUGUUUGCAGCUUUAAAUUUACGCAAACCUGCCAGUCAGUUAUGUGGUGAACCAUUACAAUUAAGGGUUAUGAACUAAAGCGGCAUUCUCAUCGUGCCAUUAGUCACACCAACUUGUCGUAUGCGAAUUGUCGGCCCUACAAAAAUGAGAAUGUAUAAGACUAAAGUUGUUCCGAUUUAGGUGUUCUCACAGUACUUUUCGAUCCCAUUCAACAAUUCGGUGCAAUUAAUAGCAUAAUGAGAACACCCCUUUAAUGAUCACUGAAAUUCUAUGAAUUACAAAAAUCAAUGUACUCCAGUUUUUGGACACUUGAUGUGCAGCACAAAAAUUAUCCCUCACUGCAAUUUUUUAAAAUUUAAAAUCUGUUUAAAAUGUCACAACAGUACAGAAAAACCAUAAAACAAGUGUAUUAGGCAACUGACAGGUUAUGUAAAUAUAAUUCACCUAACCGAAAUCAUUUGAACCGAUUUCCAGUUACCUAAGAUUUAAAAAAAUAUUGUCCUCUACAAUGCUUAAAUUAUUGACAGUACGCAUUAACAAGUGUGUGUUCUUCUACUCUCAAUAUACAUGUAACAUAAUGAUUACAGUUCACAUAUCAACUUCAUAUGGUCUUGAAAUACCUGACUACAAUCUAAACUCUAACUGGACGCUUGGCCUGUUCCACUUUCUAAUUGAUGUCACUAUAGAUUUACAGGUGUUAUCAUCUGUUUGAUGUCACUAUAGAUUUACAGGUGUUAUCAUCUGUUUGAUGUCAUUAUAGAUUUACAGGUGUUAUCAUCUAUUUGAUGCUCACAAAGUAGUUUAGUUAACCAUGUAAUCACAUUACAGAACAUUUUCACCAUUGGUUUAAAAUGAUUGAGAAUAAAAGCUCAUAUUGACUUGAUGGGGCACGUGCUUGCGGUCUAGCUAAAAAACUAUUUGACAUACCUUAGUAUCAAUUAGAGCAUCUGGACUGGAUGCGUGUGGUGCAUGCAUCUGCAAGACGCAUGCGACCAACCACAAUGAAAUAAUUCUAUAUGUUGUAUACACAAUGUAUAUGCCCGAAACACAAGCAGCAGACACAUCGGGAAUUAACAGUCGGACUGCAUGCAAGCACCACAUCCAGUUUAUAUGAACCAUAACAAUGACCAUGGGCAAGGCCAGGCAUAGUCAUUAACAGAAGUUAGAUUUAAAGUCUGACAUUAUUGACGAAUUUUGAAUUAUUAUUAUUUUUUUUUAAAACAAAUUAACAUUGUUAAUACUGAAAAUAAAAAACUAUACAGACAAAUAUGACAUAUCCACUCUAGAUACAUGUACCACUGUAAAGCCAUUUUCGCUUUUUAUUGUUUCUGCACAUUGUUACUCUUUUCACUGAUUAGUUUUACACACAUUUUGACAUUAUUGACCAUAUCUUCUCAUUUAAAAAAAAUUCUAUAUGGUUUGUUUUACUAAUUCGCAAGUGGUAAUUGUGUUUGAUAGGAAUUUUUUACUUUAUUAUCUUGUUCUACCUGUUAACAUUGUGGUGACUACUAAUUUUUCAUUUUGUUCUCCAGAUUAGUUGGCACAGUUUUAAUACGAUAUUACACAUCUAAUAGUCAAUCACUGUUUUUGAUUAAAUAAUGCACCAGAAUGUUAAACACAUUAUUUUCCUUUCAUUUUGAAAAAAGAAGAAGAAAUGUUAUGAAUUGGUAUGAGUUUAAAUCUCAAUAAUGUAUUUUUGUACAAGUUAUUAUUCAUUAUUAAUUAAAGAAUUAUGUGCCAAUUAAUCAGAUUUUUUAAAAAGUGCAAACAAAAUAUAAACCAAUAUUAAAAAUGUAAAUUAAACAAAAUCGCCUCCCCCCACCCCACAUACACACCAUUCAUCAGUUAUCCUACCUUUGUUUUGACACCCAAUGGCCGAUGUGUAUUUUUGUGCUGGGGUGUUGUUAAAUAUUCGUUCAUUCAUUCUGUUAGCCAAGUCCAGUUACAUCUUAUUAAUGUUUACACAUACGUAUUUGUUUUACAUGCCCUUAUCCACUUACAGAUAUAUGUGUAUUCAGUUUAAGCCUCUAUGCAAUAGCAUAUCUAGGACUGCCAGGAUCGUUGGGUGUUGGGUACGGGGCACAGGAGACGUCUACUUGAUUAUAAUGGGACAAUGCUAAUAUCAGUAUUGUUUUUUUAAUGUGGUCCUGUCUGGAUGUUUUGGUUUAAAAAAACUAGCAUAUCAGAUUAGUGUUUGGAAAUGGUUGGAACUGAAAAAGUGUUUCCCAUGAAAUUUGAAAUCCUAUGGUCUGUUCUACUAGUGAUAUGAAAUAAUGACAUAAUUUACUAGUAGUCUGUUGUGUUGUAACUCUUGAUCUGUUCUGUUUUUGUUACUUUUUAUAAUUUGGAAUUAGUGAGUAUAUUAUUUAAUUACCAUAUAGCUUGUUUGUCAGUUUAUUGUAUUGAUAAUUACAGGUCGUUUGUCAGUCAAGACAUUGUUCUGAUAAUUACAGUAUUUGUUGGUUUAAUACAUGUAUAUUAUAUUGAGAUUUUAGUAUCAAUCUACUGAGAUUUACUAUGGACUGAAACCAUUUUUCUUAUUUCUUGAUAGGCUCCUAAUAAUAUUAUUAUUUAUUAUUAUAUUGCUUCAAAACAAAUAAUCUAUUUAUAUAUAUUUAAGUGCAUUAAUGGUGUUGGUUUGAAAAAAAAAUAUUGUACAUAUAAUUAAUUUAUAAACAUUUUAAUGCUAUUACUUUAUACUUUUAUGAUGUACAUGUAUAUUGCAUAAUAAAUGUCUCCAUAAUUUGAUUUCCAUAUGGACUAUAAAAUAUUUGAUUAUUUUAUUUCGGAUCUUUUUCUACUUGAUAUAUGUAGUUCUAAGUAGUUUUUUUUGUGUGAAUUGUUUUUUUAAAUAUUGAAGGUUAAUAGUUUAGAAUUUUUUUAAAUAUUGUAUAUUUGAAUAAGAAAAUGUGUAUACAAUGUAUACAGAUAUAUACAUGUAUAUAAACUAGAAUCCAAGCCCAUAUUUAUACAUGUAGUUUACUAGUUUAUAAGCCAGAAAAACAAGCAAAUUGUUAAAUAUAGUGUAUUAAAUAAUCAUAGGCCAGAAUCCUUACUGAGCUACAUUGAAGGUUAGGGUGACCAAAAAUGUGUUGAAUAUACAUGUACGUAUAUUAAUGUUUUAAGCAAGAAAAUGUAAGUACCCUGUUAAUACAUUUUAAAAUUUAUUUAAUAAUUAAAAAAGACGUUGAAUUGGCUAAAACAUGUUAAAAUGGCUUGAAACUGAGAAUAAUCCCAUUCAUGAUUUUUAUACAUUAAAGUGACAGACCCUAGUUUUUAAACACUACAUCAUAUUUUUCAUUAUUAGAACCAGGUUUUUUUUAUAACUGAAACCAGACAUUACUUAGAUUCUCUUGUUUAGAUUAUCAUUUUCCAUAAUAUAUCUGAAGCAUUUCUGGUCAUCCUGUUGUUUCCAAUACCACAAAAUGCAUUUUUGAUAUUUUAAAAACACAUGUCUCUCUGACAAGUACUGAUUAUGAAGAUGUGUUCUAGUCUACUUUUGAACAACACAGACGCUUGUUUCACCGUCUUGUAACUACAUGUGUAUACAGACGUGUUACAGGUUUGUAGAUUAACCAAACUUAGUGACCAUUUUCUGCAACUAAGAGAAACAAAUACUAAAAACAAACUACAUUUAAAACGUGUAGGGUAUAGACUCUGAGCCACAUUGCUGACAUUACCAGAGAGGUUAAUACAUGAUCACUGAAAUAUAAUUCUGUGAAACCAGUCUAAACCAGAUCACACUGGGGAUUUAGUAUAGACUCUGAGCCACAUUGCUGACAUUACCAGAGAGGUUGAUGCAUGGUCACUGAAAUAUAAUUCUGUGAAACCAGUCUAAACCAGAUCACACUGGAGAUCUAGUAUUUAUCCAAUUUAGACAGGAUAAGGUGUUUCGAGGGUCAUAUGUUAUUUUUUUUUAAAUUGGAACCAUAAAACGUGGCCAGUUUUGAGAAUAUUCCUGUUUGUCCAGGGUCCGGUUUAGACAGGUUUCACUGUAUUAUAUUUCAGUGUCCAUUAACCUCUCUGGACCUCUCUGGUAAUGCCAGCAAUGUGGCUCCAAGUCUUUACCUUACACAUGUUUUAAAUGUAAUUUAUUAAUAAUUAAGGCUUUUUAAUAGCAUAUUUGAUGGAUAUAGUUAUAUUUGUAUUAAAUGUAGUUAUAUAUUAUUAUUUUUAGAGAUUUAUUGUUGUUAAAUGUACAUGUAUUAACAUAAAUUGACAAUCAUUCGACCCCUAAAGAGAAAAUAAACAAACAAGGAUGAUAAACGAAAAAUAAAACAGACAAAGAGUGAAAAAGACUGAUGAAGUAACUAAUUAUUGUAGCACGUGAAAAGGUGGUCAUCUUUCACCCACUUGGUCAUCUUUCACCCACUUGGUCUGAAUGAACUGGAAAUAUUUCAUGAAAAUAAAUAUAAAAUAAAAUGCUCACUGCAA